Molecule: messenger RNA, 3039 nt
Organism: Peromyscus californicus insignis
Lineage: Eukaryota; Metazoa; Chordata; Mammalia; Rodentia; Cricetidae
Product: olfactory receptor 9A4-like
Exons: 1
Coding region: 332-1273 (313 amino acids)
Biological process (GO): G protein-coupled receptor signaling pathway
Cellular component (GO): membrane
Molecular function (GO): olfactory receptor activity; G protein-coupled receptor activity
Source: RefSeq, a predicted model, not a curated record
UGAGGGAAAACGCAGUUAGAAAAGAGUGAUUCUACUUUGAGAACUCAUCACCACCCCCGAGUUUUCAUAUGGAGAUAUUGAUGUUCUGUAAUGUUUUAAAAUCUGAGGAUGGCAAGAAUACCGGCCCAAGACACUGGCCUUUGUUCUGUUGGCCUCUGGAUUGCUCUGUGUGGUGUUGUGGAGAACCGGUACUCAAAGUUCUGUCCUUUAACCUUUCUCUGGAAUGCCAUUGUCUUCUGGAACAGUUAAUCCGAGAGGAAGAAGGAUAAUCCCAUGACCAGGAGGAUCUGUUUGAUACUUCGAACUUGGAAACAAAAGUCAAAAUCUAGUGAUGGACAAUCUCUCUAGUGCCACUGAAUUCUGCCUGCUAGGCUUCCCUGGAUCCCAAGAGCUACACCGCAUUCUUUUUGCCAUAUUCUUUUUCUUCUAUUCAGUGACACUGCUGGGAAACAUGAUCAUCAUCCUGAUUGUUUGUGUUGAUAAACAUCUACAGUCCCCCAUGUAUUUCUUCCUCGCCAACCUCUCUCUCCUGGAGAUUCUGGUAACAACUACAAUUGUUCCCAUGAUGCUGUGGGGACUGCUGCUCCCUGGAAUCCAGACAAUAUCUCUGACUGGAUGUGUUGUCCAGCUCUUCCUUUAUCUCUCUUUAGGCACCACUGAGUUUGUCGUGCUUGGAGCAAUGGCUGUGGACCGUUAUGUGGCAGUCUGCAACCCUUUGAGGUAUAGUGUCAUCAUGAACAGUCUUACUUGCAUCUGGGUGGUGAUUGUGUCCUGGGUGUUUGGCUUCCUUUCAGAAAUCUGGCCAGUUUAUGCCACAUUCCAAUUUACUUUCUGCAAAUCAAAUCUGUUAGAUCAUUUUUACUGUGACCGAAGUCAGUUGCUCAAACUGUCUUGUAAUGACACCUUUCUCACGGAGUUCAUUCUUUUCUUAAUGGCUGUUUUCAUUAUUAUUGGAUCCUUGAUCCCCACAAUUGUCUCCUAUACCUACAUCAUCUCCACCAUCCUCAAGAUCCCCUCAGCCUCUGGCCGCAAGAAAGCCUUCUCCACCUGUGCCUCCCACUUCACCUUUGUUGUCAUUGGCUAUGGCAGCUGCUUGUUCCUGUAUGUGAAACCCAAGCAAACACAGGCGGCUGAGUACAACAGGGUGGCUUCGUUACUGGUUUCCGUGGUAACCCCUUUCCUGAACCCCUUCAUCUUCACUCUUCGGAAUGACAAAGUCAAAGAGGCCCUUAGAGACGGAGUGAAGCGUUGCUGUCUGCUCUUCAGGGAUUAGCUCUUCUCUUUAUCACUCUUCGGUGGCAUAACCUAGAAAAUCUCAACUUCUCUCUUCCAUUAAAGUUGCUGUCCAAUCUGAAUCCUGUGCGCAAACUGCAGUCAUGCCAUGGAAGAUCUACUUCCAAACUCCCUCCAAAGGCACACCAAUCAGAUGGAUCUCUUUUUAUGCUACCGAGGACUUUGCAGACUUUGUGUCUGCCUCUUUGUACUGUUGAGCACAGGGAUGAAUGUUCUUGAAGACACUGGAGGGGCUAGGGAAAGGAAACAGUGUUUCUUAAGCAUCCAAUUUCUCAGUAUCUGGCUCUGAAGAUGUAUUUCCUAGAGGCGAGAGGAGAAGAAAGAUGGAGUGUGAGAGGUGUCAUCAGCAGAGUACAAAGAUAAGCAUGAGCACUCUGGUUCUUCAUCAACUUUGCUAAGUCAUUCUCUGUAUUUUAGUGCAAUUACUUGACAAGAUGUCCAUCUACAUUUUAAAUGUCUUUGGCUUCUCUUUUUAUUUUUAGAUCAUAUUAUGAUUGUCCUGGCUCAAUUGGUACAUAAUUACGAAUGUAGCAUUGUUUGUAUAUUGGCACAGAAACAAUAUACAAUGGCAAUGGGGCACAUGGCAAACAUUUCCUCUGAUAAAUCUUGGUAGUAUCCAGAAGGAAAUAUUUGAGUACAGGAAUGGGAAAUAUUUCUUUUCUUAAACUUCAGAGUAUUGCAUAAGCUGGCACUCUUUGAGUCAGGCAUAGAAAAAAAAAACCAAAAAUUAAAUAGUAAAUUAGAUAGUGUUGUGUGUUACAGCUACUGAAACUGCCAUUUCUGUUCAAACUUACCUCAGUCGAAGAUUUCUAACUUCCAAGUUCAGUAGUCCCUGAUACCUUCUAAAUGAUUUCUCUUUAUGAAGUAUUUAAAAGAUGAGAGGCAAUUCAAGAAAUUGGGUUUGGGGGAAGUAGUUGUGGAAUUUUGCAUAAUGUUAGAGGAAGGAGUUUAUUUAUAUGGUGGUAGUCAGUAGAUCUUACCAUCUCUGAAGUGUGUGUGUGUACGUGAGUGUGUGUGUGUGCGUGAGUGUGUGUGUGUGUGUGUGUGUGUGUGUGUGUGUGUGUGUGUGUGUGUGUGUGUGUUAGGAAGUCCUCCGACACUCACUGCUAGGCAAGCACUGGAUCACUGAGCCUCAUCUCCAGAUUGAAAAACUUCUUAACAUCCUUAUAGGAAGCGUUUGGUCUGUCAGCAACCAGUCCUUUUUUGUCUGGGAUUGUCUCUCUUUUCCCUACAUUUUGAAAAAUAAUUUUGCUGAAUAGAGCAUUAUUUUCAGUUUUAGUUUUUAUUGUGUAACAUGGGUACUAGUUGUCAUAUGAGGGUUCACUAAGCACGUUACCUGGCACAAAGACUUGAGCACCGGGAAAGACAGAAGAUCAAGCCACAGAGGAAGGAAAUGUAAUAGCUUUAUCCAGUUGGGAUGGGAGAGGCCUAGGGCUAGAACUACAAACAGAUGCUGGAUUGGGUGAUUACAGGACGUCUGGCUCCUCCCCAUUUCCCCAUCGGUCACGUUUAGAUCCGGUUCCUAGUACUUUCCCUCUAGUUCUUGCAAUGUCUUCUGGAAACAAGAAGUCACCAUGUCUGGGAGACUAAUUCUGCUUUCCUCAUCUAUCUCUGUCCCCCAGUUGGACCUUGGAUUUUAUUUUCUGUUGGUAUUUAGCACUCUACCCACUUCCUUCUGGUUGUAAUUGUUUCUAACUAGAAGUCAGUUGCUGAUCUUACAGAGUAUCAUCACCUAUGAAUUUGGUU